Messenger RNA from Anopheles nili, 1186 nucleotides. RefSeq names its product histone-lysine N-trimethyltransferase SMYD5 (gene Smyd5). The transcript has 2 exons. Gene Ontology annotation, molecular function: protein binding. NCBI's taxonomy places the organism in Eukaryota, Metazoa, Arthropoda, Insecta, Diptera, Culicidae. The record is from RefSeq and is a predicted model, not a curated record. Bases 14 to 1186 code for a protein of 390 amino acids.
UUUCGCGAGCGAAAUGGAAAAAGUAAUCCUUAAAUCGACCGCGGAAAAAGGUCGUGGACUUUACGCUACGGAACUAAUACGACAGGGAACUAUUAUAAUAGAAGAAGAACCCCUAAUAUCCUGCCAAUAUUCUUGGAACGCUGCGUACGGCUACUUAGCGUGCGAGUAUUGUCUUCGCCCACUGGAAACAGCCGAGAGAAACGCUCAACGAUUGGCGAAUGAUCCAAGUAUUCUGUUGCCUAGAACAGAAUGCUGCACGGUAGAACCACUUCUUUCUAAUCAUACAAAGUGCCAGCAAUGCGGAGUUUUAUAUUGCAGCAGCGAUUGCCUGAACAACGCGUUAAACCGAUACCAUGCAGCCGUCUGUCUGGGGGACGAUGCGUUAAAUGAAAACCAUCCGAUUAACAUUUUGGUGGAAUUUUGGAAAAAAAUGCACUAUCCACCUGAAACAUGUGGUAUUAUGCUGUUCGUGAAAAUUGUAGGUCUUUUUAGACAGGCAAAAGAUCCACUAAAGCUAAGGGAGCAGUUUCAGGAAUUUGUUCAUAAAUCUGUAAACGAAGAUUUGUUUAUUUUUCACAAAAUGCUCGGUGAAAAAUUCACGUCGCAGAUAGCAGAAUUGCACACGCUUUUUUGCAAGGCAUUUAAAGUGGAAACUGACGAUCGGCUCAAUUGGUUAAACAUCGACGGUUUUAAGAGUCUAGUAGCACUGGUUGGUACAAACGGGCAAGGAAUAGGCACGAGUUCAUUUGGUGAUUGGGUGAAAAACGUUUCAGCAUGUGAAAUAAACGAAGCGGAGCGCAAAUCCGUAGACGAUCUUAUAGACGACCUUUACAGUAAAAUGGAUGAUGCGGUAGGCUCAUUCCUCAAUAAUGAAGGCUCAGCGCUGUAUAUUAUGCAAAGUAAAGUCAAUCAUAGUUGUGCACCUAAUGCUGAAUCGGUAUUCCCUUACUCAAAUCACGUGCUCGCAUUGAAAGCUACACGAGACAUAGAACCUGGAGAAGAAAUUUCUAUUUCUUAUUUAGAUGAGUGUAAUUUAGAAAGGUCACGACAUUCACGUCAGAAGGCUCUAAGAGAGUAUUACCUAUUCAUAUGUCAGUGCGAAAAAUGUGAAAGUCAAAUCCACGACCCAGAUGAAACAUCGGACGAAGAGGAAGAUGACGAUGAGGAUAUGGAAGACUCCGACUAA